Messenger RNA from Cyprinodon variegatus (sheepshead minnow), 6807 nucleotides. It is a transcript of the gene tiam2a, whose product is annotated as T-cell lymphoma invasion and metastasis 2. The transcript is spliced from 27 exons. The coding region runs from base 351 to 5537 and encodes 1728 amino acids. The record is from RefSeq and is a predicted model, not a curated record. Gene Ontology annotation, molecular function: protein binding; guanyl-nucleotide exchange factor activity. Gene Ontology annotation, cellular component: synapse; membrane. Lineage: Eukaryota; Metazoa; Chordata; Actinopteri; Cyprinodontiformes; Cyprinodontidae. Gene Ontology annotation, biological process: activation of GTPase activity; small GTPase-mediated signal transduction; positive regulation of axonogenesis.
AACUUGACUGUUGCAAACCCUGCAUCCUCCUCCUCCCUGGUAACGGAAAAGCUGGAUGAUGGAAAAGAGAAAGCAGUUACCCAGUGGAGCUUUUUUUUUUUUUUUUUCUGCUGUGGAUUCCUAAUAGAUGAAGGCUAUAAAACUUCUUGGUGUCUUGUCCUCCUGGCGCUGUGUAACUAAGGGCCACCCUUGGAGGAUUGUGAUUCGUUGCUCCCCCAAAGCCGGGAGGGAGUUUCCACGUGUCAUCCAGUGUGUCUGGGUGAGCCACACAACCAAGCAAUGAGUUUAUUUUGGGAAAUUAGGAACAUGUAACAUCUACAGCGUGAAACAAGGCUUUCAGAGAGUCCAGGAUGGGGAAUUCAGAAAGCCAGUACAGCAUUGAUACUCCGAAAGGCACAAGCUUCAUCUUCUCAAGGAAACAAAAGCCGUAUUCACUGAAACUUGGCUCAGCCAAAGAAGAAGUUCUUUCCGCACACACGUGGUGGAAAAACACCCCACUUGGCUCUGGGUACAAGGCGAGGUGUGUUGGUCACGGCUGUUUGUCACCUCCUAAAAGCAGACAGUCGUACUCGACCAAACGCUGCGACUAUGUUUGCAAGGGAGCGAGUGGCAGCCCUGAACAUCACUGGCGUCGCUCCCCUGGAUGCGGAAUCCGGAGGCGACAUUUGUCAGAUGAUUAUGAAGAGAAUCCGUAUGGGGCUGAGCUUGAUGGACACUCUCAGAAUAGACAUGGGGACAAGGAGGAUGUUUUAGAGGAACAGAGCAGUCCAAGAGUGGUGAUUAAAAAAGAUGGUUCUCUCAGGGUGGAGUUCACAAACUCCUCAGGAAACCCCUUACUCCUGGAUGAGGCCUCUGGUCCGGUCCAGCUCCUCAAGUUCUCUCCUAAUUUGGAGGCUACUUCCACUUCAAGCCUACCUGGUUCCAGGGUGGGUAUGCAGGAUGGCCAUCGGGGUGGUCCGCCACCAGCUUCUACCUCCUCCACUGCCAGGACCAGCAAAGGAAGCUCACUAAGCUCUGAAGGCUCCUGGUAUGAUUCCCCAUGGGGCCCUGGGACAGAGCUCUGUGAUCAGGAGCAGCUUGGUUCUGCCAGCAGGACACUGGAUCAUUCUCCCACACAUCGGCUUGACUCCUUUACAGAACAACCUGCUACACCAUGUAAUGCAGAGCUUUACAGGAACUCCACGAUGGCUGCUACAUUUCCUACAGCCAGUGGCUUGUCCUCCCAGCUACAGCAGCCUCUGUUGGGCAGGCCACACCGGGCCUCUCUCGCAUCUGUGCUGGACGUUCCUUUGGUGGAAGACUGUACAGAACCGCGUCAGUAUUCCUCUUUUACCUUGCCUUGUCGCAGACCUAAAGCUCAUACCAUCGGUUCAAAUAUGGACCCGUACCAAGACCAGGCAGAGCAGCAGGAGAACACUGGGCAGGACUUUGUUUUCAAUAAGAAAGACUCCAUUAAAAACCGUAUUAGACGCUUCAGUGAUUGGACGGGCAGCCUAAGCCGGAAGAAGAAGAAAUCUCUGGAGACCAGAUACAGAGAAGCCAGUGAGGCCUUUGACAGUGGCGUUGAUGGCCUGACUGCGGACACCAGCUCCCCCUCACAGGUUUCCAGCGUCCUCUGGUUCCCCGGAGCCUCUAGGGCUCAGUCGUCAGGAGCCAUUCACCAAACGACCAGUGACGCUGUCCGCCAGAACAUUUAUGAAAACUUCAUGAGAGAACUGGAGACAGAACCCGGGAUGGGAGGCGGAGAGAGGAGAGACCCAUCGACUGGAACGGAAGAAGAAGGGAGCAGCAGCGAGUCGGCCGAGGGCUCCAUGGAGGAGCUCGACCUUUUGUUUGCGAAGGAGCAGGGGGUGGUCAGACGGGCGGGGUGGCUCUCCUUCAAGCCCCUGAUCACCCUGCACAAGGAAAGGAAGCUGGAGCUACUGACCCGCCGUAAAUGGAAGCACUACUGGGUGACUCUGAAAGGGUGCACACUGUUGUUCUAUGAAACUUAUGGGAAGGGCUCUACGGAGCAGGAGUUAUCACCCCGCUACGCCCUCUUAGCUGAGGACAGCGUUGUCCAGGCUGUCCCAGAACACCCUAAGAGGGAGAAUGUCUUCUGUCUGAGUAAUUCAUAUGGAGACGUCUACCUCUUCCAGGCCAGCAACCAGACGGACCUGGAAAACUGGGUGACAGCCAUCCACUCAGCCAGCGCUUCGCUGCUCGCCAAGCGUCAGGGAAAGGAAGACACUGUGCGUCUGCUGCGGAACCAGGCACGCACCUUGCUCCAGAAGAUAGACAUGGAUGGGAAGAUGAAGAAAAUGGCAGAGCUCCAGCUGACCGUAGUCAGCAACCCCAAAAACCGCAAAGCUAUUGAAAACCAGAUCCAGCAGUGGGAGCAGAACCUAGAGAAGUUCAACAUGGACCUCUUCAGGAUGCGCUGCUACCUUGCCAGUCUUCAGGGGGGAGAGCUGCCUAAUCCCAAGAGCCUGCUUGCCACCGCUAGCCGCCCAACCAAAACCGCUCUGGGACGCCUCGGCGUUUUCUCCGUGUCCUCUUUCCAUGCACUGAUCUGUUCCAGGGACGAGGCCACAGUAAGGAGGCGUUCGUUGUCUACGGCUUGCAGGCAGAGAAAGAGGAGCCUGUUCUCCUCACUGAAAGGCCUCGACAACCUGACGAAGAGAGGGCGGGAAAAGAGACCCUCUGUAGCACAGGUCUUUGAGAGCGAUGCUGGAGGUCAGACGUGCAUCCUGCCUCCCAGAAGUACCGAGAGUUUCAACAUGUUGACGAGCAUCUACUCCAUGUCGCCACCUAACGGGGGUAUUUGGGACAACAUCGACGCUGCCACAGACCUGCUGGCCUGUGUCAGCAUGCCAGACGGCCUGACAGUCAAAGUUCCCAUCAGAAAACACCAAACAGCUUUUGACCUUCUCUGUGCAGCCUGCAAGGUGAAACAGCUGGACCCGAGUUCACAUUGCGUCCGCCUGCACAGACAAGCAGGAGAGGAGGUGGAAGUCCGGUUCUUAGCCUCCUGUGAGCUUCUCCAUGAUGUGGUCUGGGAUCAGCUGGAGGUGGUUUCUGCUAAUGUUUUUACUCUUCACAUGGAGAGGCCGAGUAGCACUGCAGACUUUGGCUUUGCCAUAACAGGACACAUUGACAACCAGAAGAACAGCAGGAUCUUUGUGAGCGAGGUUCUCCCUGAUGGGCUGGCUUUCAGUGAAGGACUGCGUCCAGGCGACGAGAUCCUGGUUCUGAAUGGCCAACGUGUGUCCGCUCUGGACCUGGCAUUAAUCCAAAACCUGUUUGCUGAGCCAAGCCUGCACCUGAGGCUUAGGAGGGAUGGACCAACAUCUCCCGCUCGGGCUCACGACUGCCUCAGCCAUCCAUGCAAAGAUAGCCAAGAGGCCUGGAGUAAACACACCAGAGCCAAGUCCUCAUCAGAUGUGUGUGCAGCAGCCGACAAUGGAGAAUCCCUGCGCGGCGGCCUGGAGAACGAUCACUCCCACUGCGCCCACAGCCUAGUUCAACACAGCAAGAGCGUGGACACGGUGUGCACCCUCUAUAAUUCCUUCCAGGAAGGCUCAGUAGCCGGUGGAGUGAUGGAUGACGUGAAGGGAACACAGGGAGGCCAAUCAGGCUCAAGUCCCACCAGACCGUGUCCCAAGCACAUGAGUGCCACUGAGAGGCUACGCAAGGUCAUCCAGGAGCUGGUGGACACGGAGAAGUCUUACGUGAAAGACCUGGGCUGCUUGUUUGAGAUCUACCUCAAACCCCUGCAGAAAGAAAGCUUCCUCACGCAGGACGAGAUGGAGAGCUUGUUUGGCAGCCUUCCUGAGAUGCUGGACUUCCAGAGGGUCUUCCUGCAGACGCUGGAGGAGAGGAUUGCUUCUAAGCCGGACUUCAGCACCCUGGAGACUCCCUCACAAUUUAAGAAGCUGCUGUUUUCUCUUGGGGGCUCGUUCCUCUAUUAUGCCGACCACUUCAAGCUCUACAGCGGCUUCUGUGCAAACCACAUCAAAGUCCAGCAGGUGUUAAAGAGAGCAAAGACUGAUCAGGCUUUUAAAGAAUUCCUUGAAGCAAGGAACCCCACCAAGCAGCACUCGUCCACCCUGGAGUCCUACUUAAUUAAACCAGUGCAGAGGGUGCUUAAGUACCCCCUGCUGCUCCGAGAGCUGGUCUCCCUUACUGAUGCCGACAGUGAGGAGCACUACCACCUCACUGAGGCCCUGAAGGCCAUGGAGAAGGUGGCUAGUCACAUCAACGAGAUGCAGAAGAUCUAUGAGGAGUUCGGCUUAGUGUUUGACCAUUUGGUUGCGGAGCAGACGAGCCACGAUAAGGAGGUCACAGAGAUUUCCAUGGGCGAGUUUCUCAUGCAUUCCUCGGUGGACUGGCUCAACCCUCAUCCGUCUCUCGGCCGCAUGAGAAAAGAUCCCCUAAUUACUGUAUUUGUUUUCAAGAAAGCAGUGAUAUUGGUCUACAGGGAAAACUUCAAGCUGAAGAAGAAAAUGACGAAUCCUCGUUCUUCGCUCUGUCACGGAGAUUCAGACCCGUUUAAGUUCCGGUGGCUCAUCCCGCUCUCUGCGCUGCAGGUCAGGCUGGGAAACGCCGCAGGAACAGGCACAGAAAGCAGCUGCAUUUGGGAGCUGAUUCACUCCAGGUCUGAAGUGGAAGGCAGACCAGAAAUGGUUUUCCAACUUCGUAGCAGUGUGCCUGAGAACAAGGUCAACAUCAUCAAGGUCAUCCGCUCCCUCCUGAGGGAGAACGUUAGGAGGAACAUGAGGGGCGAGGGAACGUUGGAGAGGAACUGCAAGGAGCGUCUGGUUCCUCUGCGUAAAAUGCUGCCUUCCUCUGCCAAACUAGGGUCCUCCAGGGCUUCCUGGUUGUGUAAGCAGCCGCUUGAGGAGGUCUCCUUCCAGGCUGGGAAUCCUAAGCUGGGGCCAGACUCUGACGAUGGAAGCCUAAGCAGCGGAAACUGCAGUUUCUCUGGAGCUCCUCCAGGUUGCACCUCCUCUGAUUCUCAGUCUUCCACAGCUCCCCAGAGCUGGUCUCAAGAGCCAGAAUCAAAACCUCGCUCCACCUCUGUGAAGGAGUCGGACAUUUUAAGCGACGAGGAAGAUGAUGGCUUCAGCGAGGGGGGCGCGAGAAGAGACAGCGGGGACAGCGGUUCCCCAGCAAGUGCCAUCGAAGCCCAGUUCCUGCAUCUCAAGCUGUCGGAAGAGGCCGUCUCAAAAUGCGCUCUGGCACCGUGCGUCCAACCAGAGGGAAUCGGGGACACGCCUGAGAUCCAACACAAGCUAUUGCAAAGACACUGCAGCGGUGUUAAGAGAAAAACCAACAGUUUGAGGAAGAACCAGGGGAUGCUGUUACACAUGAAGGAGCAGAACAGGUCAAUGGAUAGUCAGACUGAUCCAGCAUCACCAUGCGGUGUUACGGACCUCAACGCUCUGCUGGAAAGAGAGUUUAGCGUCCAAAGUCUGACAUCUGUUGUGAAUGAAGACUGUUUCUUUGACCGAGCUGAAAGCUGUGUUACAGACUCUGGAAAUACUAUGUCUACAUAGAUUCAAACAGACAGAACAGGGAGAAAAAAAAUUAUCUGCCCUUCAUAUCAGUAGUCAUAAAGGUGAGGGGUCUUUUAAAGUCCCACCACUAGUCUGGGGAAACCCCUGUGGCUUACAGCAGUCACUACCAGGAAGGGUGCAAAGCUUUUCCUGAACCUCCAUUCCACAGAAGCUUAGGUGUGAAGGAUCUCUUUGCUGGCAGACCUAGUUUCCCCCUGAAGUGGUGAGACGAGAUGAUUUUUAGUCCCGCUGAUGACUGCAGCAAAUCCGCCAAGCACUAAUGUCAACGUGCGCGCUCUGACUUUCUCAGCCUUUCCUUUCCCCCAACACCCUGCAAACCUCCUAGAAGAUGCAUUCAAUCCCCCUCCUCUCCACAUCUCAGGCUGAUUGGCAGGUUUGAUUUGAUUUUUGACCUUUUUGUGAAAAAAAUGGGGAGAAUGUCCUGAACCGUCAGUCACAGAGAAGUGCUGACAGAGCGGGUGAACUCCACAGUGUAUACAUAGUGACAGGGUAUGGAGAAAGAAUCAAGUUUCCUAUGCAGGGACUAUAAUUAUUUAGACAGCAGGUUUCCACAUGCAUUCAUAUUGCCUGAUGCAUUUACUGAGAUGUAACCAAAGGCUGUAGAUCACAGGGGCAAAGUUAACUUAGGGGAUCAUGGUCCCUUUAUGAGCUGCACAGGUCAAACAUUUUGACCCAAAUAGAAAAAAAACAACUUCUUAUAAACACAACUAAGCCUUUUUGCUGUAUUUCGUGCACUGAAGUACACUGUUUGCCUAUAUAUUUGAAUUAUUUUUUUACCUGUACAGGUUCUAAUGUUAUUACUGCUGUUUUUAAAUUAUUUUUAGGAUUAAUAUCUUUGCAGAGAACCUUUUGGGUGAAGGCUCGAACUCUUGGCUACAGGUUUGGUCAAUUCUUGAAUAAAAAAAAUGCUUAAGUUUGUAGUUUCUUUCAUUCUUACUGCAGCCAUUUGGAUUUAGUUGUGUCACUGAAUAUUUGGAUACCUAACUUUAUCAUGAUUAUAAUCUUUUUUUUUUUUUUUUACAUCGCUGAAUAUGGAAUUUGUGACACUGUACAGUUAAAAUAUGGCAGAAAUCUGCAAUAAAUUUGCUAUUUUUGUAGAGUUUGCCAUAGGUAAUUACCAUUUUGAGGUACUUAAAAACAAAAAGGCAAAUCACAUCACUUCUGUGCAACUUUACUAUGCCUUUAAUGCUAGUAUACCAAUGAAUGUGAAAUGUUUUAUAAAUAAAAGCUUCAUCUGUGAAUGACAUUU